UUUCUUCCUUUUUUUUCUUUUAAAGGUGUAGAAGUUUGUUCUUUUAGAAACACCUUAUCUAGUAAAAUGUCAUGUUAACAGAAGUGAUGGCACACACUUAUAAGUCCAGGUACUUAGGGGGCAGAGGCAGGAGGAUGGCUUGAGCCCAUGAGUUUAAGACGAGCCUCAGCCAUAGUGAGACCUCAUCCUUUCAUUGGGGGUGGGGGUUUAAUAUCAAUUUGUUCAUUAUUUGAAUCAUUUCUUCUGUGUGUAUGUAGGUGAAUACACAUGCCACAGAGCACAAGUGGGAGUCUGUUUGCUUCUUCCAACAUCGGGUGCCUGGGCAUGGAACUCAGAUCCUCAGGCUUGGUAACAAGAACCCUUACCUGCUGAACAAGCUCACUGCUCCCUUGUUGGCUUUUUAUGAGACAAAGUAUCAUGUUUCACAGGUUGCCCUCAAACUUGCUACAUUGCCAAGUGUGAUGGUAAACUUCUGGUCCCUCUGCCCUUGCCUCUCAGGUGCUGGGAUAUUGGGUUUGCCAGCGUGCACACAUUGGAUGUACUAAAAUUGUAGGCACACUGCUGAGACCAAACCCAGACUGUCCGGUAUGAUUCAUCAGUACUCUAUAACUGAGCUAGAGCCCCAACCCCAAAACUCCAUCUUUAAAAAGGUUUUGUUGUUGUUCUUUUGUUUUUGUUUGUUUGUUUUUGUUUGUUUGUUUGUUUGUUUUGAGUACUAGGAAUCAAAGGUCACCUUGGACACUGGUAAUCAUUCCUGGGUAAAAUUGACACUGUGCGUGGCCUUGGGCAUCUGACCAGCCAAAGAUUUGUUGUUCCUGAGAAGCCAGGGGUGAGGAGGGAUAUUCCCAGAUUGCCUGGUCCCUGUCUUAUCCUUCUCUGCCUGACUCUGUGCAAAUAGUGCUGACUUUACCUUUGUAGGCCCAGACCCAGACCUUUGCUCCCCAGAAAGACCCUCAGAAUGCAGAAAGGAUAUUCUUCCAGCCAUCAGGGUGCUGCGAUCACUUCAACAGUUAUGAAGUAGCAACAAAAUAAUUUUAUUGUUGAGGGUCACCCCAGCGUGAAGGUUGCAGCAUUAGGAAUGUUUUGAACCACUGUACUAGAGACUCUCCUUCAAAGGAGGGCAGCAGAGGUUCUAAGGAGCACAGCUGGUGGGUCAGAGAUAGGCAAGAGUCGGGCUGGGGUCACAUUGCCUCCUCCAACCUAGGACAGCCACUUUGCAAAAUGAUUUAUAUAUCCUCAUUUUCCAAACAAGUCAGCCUAAUCAGUAGCAAGUUAAGACACAGCUGCUAGCGGGGCCGGAUGCACAAGCCCCUAAUCCCAGUGAUUCAGGCAGCCGAGGCAGGAGAAUGACAAUUCCUAGGCCUACCAAGCUCUAGAAAGUUCCAUACCCUGGCUGUUUCUUAAUCCAGAAGGUAAGCAGUAAUCCAAGAGUCUCACAUGGCGCCCGCUUGCUCCAUCACAGGCCUCUCUCCUUGCAACAGGUGUAAGUGAGAUUCCCAAAGGUCUGGGAGGGGUGGAGGCGGGAAGCCGCUGAGCCUAGAAAGCCGACUGGGGUUAGGCCGGAUGCAGAGGCCAGAGGAUGGGCAACCCCGAUCCGCUGCUGGAACGCACCAGAAGGCUGCUGACUGACUACUUGACGUUCUGUGCGCGGGAGCCGGGCACCCCAGAGCCACCGCCCAGGUCGACUGAGGCGGCCUUGCUGCGCACUGUGGCAGCUCAUGUCCAACGGCAACACCAGGAAUUCUUCUCCUCCUUCCUCGGCUACCGGGGCAACCGCCUGGAGCUGAUCACUCGGAUGGCGGAUGGGGUGCUUUCCGAUGCCAAGGGCUUCAACUGGGGCCGCCUGGUGUUGCUCUUAACCUUCGCGGGGACGCUUCUGAAUCAAGGCCCUUGCAAGGCUACCAGGCAGAAGAGCGGUCUGAAGAAUCAAGCCCAAGUGACCCAAGACUGCCAGCUCAUAGUGGACUUGCUGUGCAGUCGGAUCCUGGGACAGCAGCGUUCCUGGCUGGAGGCUCAUGAUGGCUGGGAUGGCUUUUGUGAGUUCUUCAAGAGCCCCUUUCCACUCUGUUUUUGGAGUCUGCUGAUCAAGGCUCUUCUGUACUGCAUCGUUACAACGGCCAUCCUGUAUGUCUGGAAACAAUUUAAGUUUUAAAAUUGUAAAACGAUUUUACCUGCCUAACUGUGAUCCUCUAAGGGACAAUUUUAGAUGGUUGGAUAAGAACUAAGGAGAUCCUCCUGCCUAAAGACAUUUUAACCUGCAUGCUACGUGGAGUCCUGAGUUUGCAAUGGGGCCAGUAUUUGGUGAGGGUCUGUGUGGCUCUUCACUAAGUGGGGUAAUGGUCUUACAGAUACAUUACUCCAAAGAACUCCAGAAGAAAUUACAUCCACUCCCUCAAGUGCGGCUGUCUUCAUUUGGCUAUCUGCACACCAGAGUCUCUCCCAUCUGUUCUGGGGUUCUUGAGCUGCUGCUGUUCAGUAACCAGGGUUCCAGGGCAGAGACCCUAAAGUGCCAAAACCCCAAAGCAAUGAGGAAUGCCAAUAGGAAACCUUAAGGACUCCUUGGAAACCUAAAUCUUUCUGUGGCUAAUUCCCAGGACUUCUGAAUUUAUA
This is a messenger RNA of Onychomys torridus (southern grasshopper mouse), 2610 nucleotides long. RefSeq names its product BCL2 like 10 (gene Bcl2l10). Lineage: Eukaryota; Metazoa; Chordata; Mammalia; Rodentia; Cricetidae. Bases 1580 to 2152 code for a protein of 190 amino acids. Gene Ontology annotation, molecular function: protein homodimerization activity; protein heterodimerization activity. Gene Ontology annotation, biological process: regulation of apoptotic process; extrinsic apoptotic signaling pathway in absence of ligand; intrinsic apoptotic signaling pathway in response to DNA damage. The transcript is spliced from 2 exons. Gene Ontology annotation, cellular component: mitochondrial outer membrane. The record is from RefSeq and is a predicted model, not a curated record.